AUUGAGUGCUACAGCGAAGUUUCCUUUCCAGCAAAGUGCAUGCCAUUAUUAAAAAAAUGAAAGGGGGAAAAGUGAAUCCGAAUAGCUUGAUUCGUUAAUCUUAACUUUCCUACUCAUCAAACCAUUUGUCUCUUCUUCCUAAAGCAAAACACCAUACCAUUAUAAUCAUCUUUUUCUUUUUCUUUUUCCCAUUUCCAUCACAAACUCCAUAUAUUAACCAUAGAUCAGAUCAUACCACCAAGUGGUCAACACCAAAGGGUUGUUUUUCCCCGAGAGAAAGACGAAAAGAUGUCGGAUUGGGGACCGGUUUUCGUGGCGGUGGUGCUUUUCAUACUGCUAACACCGGGGCUUCUCAUUCAGGUACCAGGGAAGUCAAGGGCGAUUGAGUUUGGGAAUUUUCAAACCAGUGGAGUAUCCAUACUGGUGCAUUCCAUUAUUUACUUUGCACUCAUUUGCAUCCUCCUCUUAGCUAUUGGUAUCCACAUGUAUGUUGGCUCAUAGCUCACUAUCCUCAUCUGUCUUCAAACCUCGUAUAAGAUGAGUUUCUAACUUUCUGGAUUGUUGGCAUGUAAUCUGUCUAUUUAAAUCUGUUUUUUUUAACCAAAUGGUUGUUUUUGUUUGCAAUAUGAUUUUGGGCUUCAUGUUAAUCUUGCAAAUUUGACAAAUAAAUGUUUAUUUUUUUUC
Molecule: messenger RNA, 684 nt
Organism: Gossypium arboreum
Lineage: Eukaryota; Viridiplantae; Streptophyta; Magnoliopsida; Malvales; Malvaceae
Exons: 1
Coding region: 289-501 (70 amino acids)
Source: RefSeq, a predicted model, not a curated record